AUGGCAACAUUAUUUAUUUUGCAUAAUGUAACUUGCAGGGCAAUAGAACAGCUCGGCGGGUUGGAGUCCGAAGAUGAUUAUCCCUACGAGGGUUCGGACGACAAGUGCUCAUUCAAUAAGACGUUGGCGAGGGUACAGAUCAGCGGCGCUGUCAACAUCACCUCUAACGAGACUGACAUGGCCAAGUGGUUGGUGAAGCACGGACCCAUCUCUAUCGGUAUAAACGCGAACGCUAUGCAGUUCUACAUGGGUGGGAUAUCUCAUCCAUGGAGGAUGCUCUGCAACCCCUCAAAUCUGGACCACGGAGUGCUCAUCGUCGGAUACGGGGCCAAAGGUAACAAUCAACCUUAUUACAUAUUUCAUAUGGUGUAAAUUUAAUUAAUUUCA
Molecule: messenger RNA, 387 nt
Organism: Manduca sexta (tobacco hornworm)
Lineage: Eukaryota; Metazoa; Arthropoda; Insecta; Lepidoptera; Sphingidae
Product: putative cysteine proteinase CG12163
Exons: 2
Coding region: 1-372 (123 amino acids)
Cellular component (GO): lysosome
Molecular function (GO): cysteine-type endopeptidase activity
Source: RefSeq, a predicted model, not a curated record